AUGCCUCUGGUCGACCCCAUCACCAAAGAAGUCGAUCUGCGAGUUUACCUAUCCGCAAUUCGCCCCAUCGUGAUGUACGAAUCAGAGACUUGGGCAGAUCUAUCUACGGUGAUGGAGAGGCUUGACUGCACGGAACGAAAGGUGCUUAGACGGCUAUUUGGCUACUUUUGGCCUAGGGAGACCGGCAGAUCGCCUUGUUCAACAAGUUCUGAGGAGUUUGUCGGGCCGAGCUGGAAGAAGCCACCUGGCCGAAAACGGAAGUUCUGGACUGAGGUGGUGAAAGAGGACCUGAGGACACUCGGCGUGGAUAGGCAGUUCAGACGAUACAUGAAGUUUCGCAGAAUAUGGAAUAGCGACGAAUGGAUUGAUUCCACGUAG
Molecule: messenger RNA, 378 nt
Organism: Necator americanus (New World hookworm)
Lineage: Eukaryota; Metazoa; Nematoda; Chromadorea; Rhabditida; Ancylostomatidae
Exons: 2
Coding region: 1-378 (125 amino acids)
Source: RefSeq, a predicted model, not a curated record